Molecule: messenger RNA, 955 nt
Organism: Cladophialophora psammophila CBS 110553
Lineage: Eukaryota; Fungi; Ascomycota; Eurotiomycetes; Chaetothyriales; Herpotrichiellaceae
Exons: 1
Source: RefSeq, a predicted model, not a curated record
GGUCCCAUCACUAGGCUCAAUCCGCCGGAGUUACACGUCAACGACCCUGCAUUCCGCGAUAAACUGUGUACCAAUCCACCCCACAAGAGCAACAAGUACCAGUGGUGGGCGAACCUGGUUUCCCGUGUCCAGCUCCGGCUUCAGCACCAUUCCUCAAGAUUCACAUCGUCUGCGCCGAAGUGGGUUGGAUGCCUGUUUCUCAAAGAUGACCAUGUGUCAACUUGAGCCUAUGAUAACCAUGAUAACAGAACGGUUGGGAACGUUCUCCAGACGCCCCACCGAGGCCAUUUGCUGGCGGUUUCCAUGGAUGGUGUCCUUGAUGAAGAGUAUGCCGCAAGACGUCGUAGCCAAGAAGAAUUUGGAGGUUGGGCUAGGUGCUGUGAGUGAGACUACCGCAGCGAUCCCGUCAAGAAUAUUUUUCUACCUGAUUGACAUGCCCUCGAAUCUGGAGAAGAGCGUGCGGAACUGGCGUCGCUGAUUUCAUCUUCUAGUUCACCGAUACAGAAUCUUUCAGAGAUAGAGCCACUUCCUCUCAUACCAGCCUUCAUCAGCGGAGGAUUGCGCAUCAGCUAUGGUGUCGCCGCUCGGACACCACGCAUAGAGCCAGUGAGAUACUACGUUAUGGCGGCCUCACCAACCCACCAGGCACACUGACAUCAAUGGCUAACGCUCUUGUCUCGAUCGAUUUAGACAUCUUCCCUGACGUCGAACGCUCGAGCCGCGACGUUGGCUGCAUAACACAGAUAACCAAAAUCUCGACAAGCAUCAAGUUGCCAAAGGUUCCCGUCAAUGUCUAGGUAUGAAUCUAACGUACGCCGGGAUGUGCCUUGCCAUGACUUUGAGGUCAGGCUUGAAUUCUGAUCUUGUCGAGACUAGAGUAGAGGGCGUGAGGUGGAGGCACGGCUUGUUCAUGGGUUCCCGGAAAGAGGAAAGGGACCCAAGGAUAAAUCGAGAU